CGGCUUACUUUACCGUGCCCCUCCCCCGCUGUCUCUCUCCGCGCCCCGUUUCCCCGUCUCUCCUUCCAGUCUGACCUCACCUUUCCUCUUAAGCUGUUUGAGAUCCUCCAGAGUAAACAGGACUCUCCUGGGAGGCUGCUGCUCUCGGGCCCCUCCCCUCGAGGCCCGACCGCCUCUUGCUUCUCUCCUCGGACGGCUACUGCCUCUGUCCGUUUUAUCCUCUCCUUUCCUUCCGUCUGUAUCCAUUUCUUCCCCCACUGGCCUUAAGCUCUCUUUUCUCUCCAUAGCCCCCUCCAGCCUCUCCCCUUCCCCCCGCAGCACACACACUUAAAGAGUCUUGGAUUCCUAAAAAUCAUGAAGGGGGGCGGGAAUAGCCUUCGAGAAAGCUGAAGCUUAGCGUUGCAUGGCACUGCAUCGAGCCGUCCUUGCUCUCAUCGGCUCCCUUCCCUGGCCCCAUCCCUUUGCCCUUGCCUCUCUUUCAGCCUUCCUCUAAUUUCCCUUGGGAACCUGCUGAGUGUCGCUUUGGGAAAUUAAUUCGGCCAGCGUUUGGGGGCUGGGAGCCCGACUUUGGGGGAGGGUGGGGUUGGUUGUUGAGGUCACAGAGGUCUUCUAGAGGCCCCCCGAAGUGAAAGGGGGCAACUCAUGGGGUUAAAGGCAGUGGCAGAGAGGGGCUAUGUUGGAGAGCUGAUAAGGUGUGCCUUGGGGCCCUCCGGUGGGCUGUGCGGUGGCAUGUGAUUUCUCUGAGUAGGUGUCUUUGUAUGUCUGAAAUCCAGCGAGUGUGUGGGACUGCCCGUGUCAGUUACAUGUGUGCAUGUGGAGACGUAGAUGUUCUGGAGCCAUGUUGCUGCUUUGUGAGUGCCGAGUGGCUCCAUUGCGCUCUUGUGCUGUCUCAAGAGUGUGUGCCAGAAUGCCCAAACACCGGGCCAUGUGUCUCCGGAUCUCGUGGGCGCUCCUCUGUAGCUGUGUGUGUGAAUCGGUGUCAGCCUGUGUCAGCGUGUGUGCCUGUGUUGAGUAAAUGAGGCCAGAGAGCUGCUUAGCACAAGACCUAGGUCAGAUACCCUCCUGGAAAAGGGAUCAUGGAAGGACAGUGACCAGAAGGACGGGACGGGAGGAGAGGGGCCGGCCCCUUGGACUUUGGUCUCUGGUAGUCUCCCUCCCUCCCUCCCUCUAAUUCUCCCUCCCUCUCCCUAUCAGCCCAGAUGGGAAACUCAGGCCAGGGCAGCACAGACCUGGUGCUGGGGCCCCCAGAGAGAAGCCAAGUAGCCCCUGGCUUUCCAGGCGCAGGAUGCAGGGGAAAGUCCACCAGGACCUGAAGGAGAAGAAAGAGAAGGUGGAGGAGAAGGCCAGCCGAAAAGAGCGAAAGAAAGAAGUGGUGGAGGAGGAGGAGAACGGAGCCGAGGAGGAAGAGGAAGAAACUGCUGAGGAUGGAGAGGAGGAGGAUGAAGGGGAAGAAGAAGAUGAGGAAGAAGAAGAUGAUGACGACGAAGGGCCCGCGCUGAAGAGAGCUGCUGAAGAGGAGGAUGAAGCGGAUCCCAAGCGGCAGAAGACAGAAAAUGGGGCGUCGGCAUGAAGCCCCCCCGCCAGUGGGCUGGGGGUGGGAAGGCCCCUCAGGGCCUGGAGGUGGGGGUGGGAACAGAUGAGUGCAGCCACUCUUCACCUGGCUCCUGGCUCUGGACCCUGCCCCAGAGCUGCCACCCUCUUUGUCCCCAGCCUUUCUCGUGUCCGCCUCUCCAGACACUGCCCCUUCUAUCCUCACUCUGCCAUUGUUCCACCUCUUGACCUGCUCCAUCUGAGCUCCCCAGCUGGUCCCCAAUCACUCCUCUCCCUGUCCUUGUUCCCUCCCUCCCUCCCCCACCCCUCCUUCGGUAGCCUCUCCUUCCUCACCUCUGCAUCCCAGCCUCAUGUCCUGUCUGUCCCUACCCUGCCUGAUCCCUGAGUCUCCCUCAGAUCCCCUUCUCUCAGACAGCGCCAGGCCGGGGUGGGGCCAGGGUUGGGGCCGAGCCCCACAGCUGCCCCCCUCCCUUCUCCUCCCCUUUUUGUAUAAUUUAAUAAAGAAACGGUCGCGCUUCUGUUUUUAA
This is a messenger RNA of Ailuropoda melanoleuca (giant panda), 2078 nucleotides long. It is a transcript of the gene PTMS, whose product is annotated as parathymosin. The record is from RefSeq and is a predicted model, not a curated record. NCBI's taxonomy places the organism in Eukaryota, Metazoa, Chordata, Mammalia, Carnivora, Ursidae. The transcript is spliced from 5 exons. Gene Ontology annotation, biological process: positive regulation of transcription by RNA polymerase II; negative regulation of apoptotic process. The coding region runs from base 1286 to 1570 and encodes 94 amino acids. Gene Ontology annotation, molecular function: histone binding. Gene Ontology annotation, cellular component: nucleus.